CAAAAAUGUCUGCCUCGCAGCUGUCUCGGACCAGAAAGAAUCGAGAGGAAAAUACAUUUUAAACUAUUUUUACUAUAUUAUUUUUUUAUAGUUAAUUUUAUUUUCAGUCAGAUGAUACCAAUGCGGGUAGUUUAGACGUUUUAGAAGGAAAAUUAGCCAUGCAGCUGAAACACCUGAAGACUCUUCUAACUCCUCAGGAUGGAGCCGCGAAGGUCACCUGCAUGGCAUGGGCCCCCAACAAUGGCAAGUUCGCGGUGUGCACCGUGGACAGGGUCGUGCUGCUCUACGAUGAACAAGGCGAGAGGAGGGACAAGUUCUCGACGAAACCCGCCGACGCCAAGUAUGGGAAGAAGAGCUAUGUCGUCAAAUCCAUGGCGUUCUCCCCAGACUCGACGAAAAUUGCCAUUGCGCAAACUGACAACAUUAUCUAUGUUUACAAAAUUGGAGAAGAGUGGGGUGAUAAAAAAGUAAUUUGCAAUAAGUUUGUGCAGACAAGUGCUGUGACAUGUUUGUUGUGGCCUGCGGAAUACGCUAUCAUCUUUGGACUGGCUGAGGGAAAGAUUCGGCUUGCGAACACCAAAACAAACAAGUCUUCCACGUUAUAUGGGACAGAGUCCUACGUUGUGUCUCUGGCAUCCAAUGUCUCUGGGAAAGGUGUGCUGUCAGGCCAUGCUGAUGGAACACUAGUGCGCUAUUUCUUUGACGACGAGGGCUCUGGUGAAUCUCAGGGUAAGUUGCUGACCCAUGCGUGCCCACCCUACGCCCUGGCAUGGGGUGCUAACAGCAUCAUUGUGGCUGGCUGUGACAAAAAGAUUGUGGCCUAUGGGAAGGAGGGUCAAGUUAUGCAGACGUUCGACUACAGUCGAGAUCACUCGGAGAAGGAGUUCACUGUGGCAGCCACCAGCCCCAGCGGCCAGUCUGUGGUCAUCGCCAGCUACAACCGGCUGCGAGUGUUCAACUGGAGCCCUCGUCGGAGCUCCUGGGACGAAGCUACCCCGAAGGAGAUCCCCAACCUGUACACCAUCACUGCCCUUUCCUGGAAGAGGGACGGAUCGCGACUCUGUGCGGGCACGUUGUGCGGCGGAGUGGAGCAGUUCGACUGCUGUCUGCGCAGGAGCAUCUACAAGAAUAAAUUUGAGAUGACAUACGUAGGCCUCAGUCAGGUGAUAGUGAAGAACUUGUCCACAGGCACUCGUGUGGUGCUCAAAUCCCACUACGGGUACGAGAUCGAUGAGGUGAAGAUCAUGGGCAGGGACCGCUACCUGGUGGCGCACACCUCUGACACACUGCUGCUGGGAGACCUCGGCUCCAACAAGCUGAGCGAGGUGGCUUGGCAGGGCUCCGGGGGAAAUGAGAAAUUCUUCUUUGAAAAUGAAACGGUGUGCAUGAUCUUCAACGCGGGGGAGCUCACUUUGGUGGAGUACGGCAACAACGAGAUCCUGGGCUCUGUCCGCACCGAGUUCAUGAACCCCCAUCUCAUCAGCGUUCGCCUCAACGAGAGGAAGCAGAAAGGUGUCGAAGACAACAAAAAGCUGGCCUAUUUGAUAGACAUCAAGACCAUAGCCAUCGUGGACCUGGCUGGUGGAUUCAACCUGGGCACCGUGGCUCACGACUCCAGAAUUGACUGGCUGGAGCUAAACGAGACGGGGCGCAAGCUGCUCUUCCGAGACAAGAAGCUGCGGCUCCACCUGUAUGACAUCGAAAGCGCCGCCAAGACCUCGGUGCUGAGCUUCUGCUCCUACGUCCAGUGGGUGCCGGGCAGCGACGUUGUGGUGGCUCAGAACCGCGGCAACCUGUGCGUGUGGUACAACAUCGACAGCCCUGAGAGGGUCACCAUGUUCCCCCUGCGGGGCGACAUCGUUGACCUAGAAAGAGCCAACGGUAAAACAGAGGUCGUGGUGACGGAAGGUGUCAACACGGUCUCCUACACGCUGGACGAGGGACUCAUUGAAUUUGGAACGGCGAUUGAUGAUGAAGACUACUACAGAGCUACAGCCUUCCUGGAAACGCUAGAAAUGUCAGCGGAGACGGAGGCCAUGUGGCGGACGCUCAGCAGACUGUCCCUGGAGGCCCGGCAGCUACACAUCGCGGAGAGGUGCUUUGCUGCCUUGGGCGACGUGUCCAAAGCACGGUUCCUCAACGAGACCAACCGCAUCGCCGAUCAAGUGUCCAAGGAAUACGUUGGGGACGGGACAGAGCACUAUCGAGUUAAAGCUCGCCUGGCAAUGCUGGAUAAGAGCUAUAAACUGGCAGAGAUGUACUUCCUGGAGCAGAAUGCAGUUGAUGAAGUCAUGGAGAUGUACCAGGAGCUUCACAUGUGGGAUGAAUGUAUUGCUGUGGCUGAGACCAAGGGCCAUCCUGAACUGGAUAACCUGAGGCGGAGCUACUACCAGUGGUUAAUGGAGACUAAUCAGGACGAGAAGGCCGGCGAGGUCAAGGAGAGUGCAGGGGACCUCCAGGGUGCAAUCAACCUGUACCUGCGGGCAGGACUUCCUGCUAAGGCCGCCCGGCUGGCUAUGAGCCAUGAUGAACUCAUCUCCAAUGCCGACCUGGUCAACCGCAUAGCCUCCACCCUCCUGAAGGGGGAGUUCUACGAGAUGGCCGGGGACCUGUUUGAGAAGAUCCGGAACAAUCAGCGGGCCUUGGACUGCUACCGCAAGGGGAAUGCCUUCAGGAAGGCUGUGGAGCUUGCUCGGGUUGCUUUCCCAUCCGAUGUAGUGCGGCUGGAGGAGGCCUGGGGCGACUACCUGGUCCAGCAGAAGCAAAUGGAUGCCGCCAUUAACCACUACAUCGAAGCCGGCUGCUCGUCAAAGGCAAUUGAAGCAGCCAUUGGGGCUCGCCAGUGGAAGAAAGCAAUCCAUAUUCUGGAGUUGCAGGAGGACCAGUCCAGCGGGAUGUACUACCUGAAGAUAGCGCAGCACUACGCCUCCGUACAGGAGUAUGAGGUCGCAGAGCGGCUGUACGUCAAAGGCGGUCAUAUCAGAGAUGCCAUUGAGAUGUUCACCCAGGCAGGCUUGUGGGAGCAGGCUCAUAAGCUGGCGGUGAAGUGCAUGAGCCGAGAGGACGUGACAGCACUCUACGUGAGCCGAGCCCAGGAGCUUGAGAAGGAUGGCAAGUUCAAGGAGGCUGAGAGGCUCUUUGCUGCAGUGGAGGAGCCCGACUUAGCCAUCACCAUGUACAAGAAGAACAAGCUGUACGAUGACAUGAUCCGCCUUGUCGCCAAGCACCAUGCGGACCUCCUCACAGACACACACCUGCACUUGGCAAAGGAGCUGGAGGCGGAGUCCCGCUUUCAGGAGGCUGAGCACCACUAUAUAGAGGGCCAGGACUGGAAGGCUGCCAUCAUUAUGUACCGGGCCAAUGACAUGUGGGAAGAUGCCUACAGGGUGGCAAAGGCUCGAGGAGGAGCCAACACCCACAAGCAGGUGGCCUACCUGUGGGCCAAGAGCCUUGGGGGUGAAGCUGCCGUCAAGCUGCUCAACAAGUUUGGGCUGCUGGAGACAGCCAUUGAUUUUGCAGCUGAUAGCUGUGCCUUUGACUUCGCUUUUGACCUUGCACGACUGUCCAUGAAGAACAAGAUCCCAUAUGUUCACAUGAAGCAUGCCAUGUAUCUUGAAGAUGAGGGUAAAUUCUCGGAAGCAGAGACAGAGUUUAUCAAGGCUGGGAAGCCCAAAGAGGCAGUACAGAUGUAUGUCCACAACCAGGACUGGGCUAGUGCCCAGAGAGUGGCAGAGGCCCAUGACCCUGACAGUAUGAUGGAAGUGCUAGUUGGACAAGCCAAGUUCUGCGUGGAGCAGAAGGACUACCAGAAGGCUGAGUCCCUCCUGCUGCGUGCCCAGCGACCAGAACUUGCCAUCAAGUACUACAGGGAAGCAGAGAUGUGGAGCGACGCCAUGCGCAUUUGCAAGGAGUACGUCCCAAACAAGCUCACAGUCCUUCAAGAGGAGUAUGAGAAAGAGGUCAUGAAGAAGGGGUGCCGGGGUGUGGAGGGCCUGGUGGAGCAGGCACGCGAGUGGGAACAGUCAGGCGAGUACGCCAGGGCUGUGGAGUGCUACCUCAAGGUCAAGGAUGCCUCUAACCCCACGCUGGCAGAGAAGUGCUGGAUGAAGGCAGCUGAGCUGGCAAUCAAAUUCCUGGCCCAGGAGAAGGCGGUAGAUGUGGUCCAGGCUGUGGGGCCCCGGCUUGUGCAGCUGCAGAAGUACAGUGCGGCUGCUGAGCUCUAUCUAAACCUGGACCUCAUCAAAGAAGCUAUAGAUGUCUUCAUCGAGGGCGAGGAGUGGAACAAAGCCAAACGGGUGGCCAAGGAGCUGGAUCCCAGGUUUGAGGAUUACGUGGAUCAGAGGUACAAAGACCAUCUGAAAAAUCAGGGCAAAGUCGAAUCUCUGGUGGGCGUGGAUGUAAUGGCUGCUCUUGACAUGUAUGCAGAGAGAGGCCAGUGGGAAAAAUGCAUUGAAACAGCCUCAAAACAGAACUUCAAGGUCCUUCAUAAGUACCUGGCUCUGUAUGCCACACACCUGAUCAAGGAGGGUGAGACUGAGAAGGUCCUGAGCCUCUAUACACAGCACGGAGUGCCCGCCAACUCGCAGAACUUCAACAUCUACAAGCGACUGGUACAGGGUCUGCUGGACCUUCCAGACAAGGACUGCGCUGAGGCGUAUCGCAUGUGGGCCGAUCUGCGUGAUGUCCUACAGCAGCUGUGUGAGAACCUGGUGAAAUCGUCUGACGCCAACUCCCCUGUCCACGAGGAGUUUGAGCAGAUGCUGCUCAUCGCUCACUACCACGCCACACGCUCUGCCGCCAGAGGCAUGGACCAGCUGAACGCAGUGGCUGCCAAGCUGUCCAUCUCUCUGCUACGGCACACGGAGCUCAUUCCAGCGGACAAGGCCUUCUAUGAGGCAGGGCUGGCGGCCAAGGAGACUGGUUGGGAAAACAUGGCCUUCAUCUUCCUGAACCGUUUCCUGGAUUUGAGUGACGGGAUUGACGAAGGCAACCUAGACGCCCUGGAUCACACGGACUUCCAGGACACGGACAUCCCCUUUGAAGUCCCGCUUCCGGCCAAACAGCACGUCCCCGAAAGCAAGCGAGAGGAGAUCCGUGACUGGGUGUUGAUGGUGUCCAUGGACCAGCGUGUGGACCAGGUGCUGCCCCGCGAUGAGCGUGACGCAUACGAGGCCUCGUUAGUGGCCCCAAGCACAGGCAUCCGCUCCUUGCCAUGCAUCGUCACAGGCUACCCGGUGCUGCGGAAUAAAAUCGAGUUCAAACGACCAGGAAAGGCAGCCAACAAGGACGACUGGAAUAAAUUCCUAAUGGCAACAAAGACCACUCACAGCCCCGAGUGCCAGGAUGUGCUCAAGUUCGUGAGCCAGUGGUGCGGCGGUCUUCCCUCUGCCGGCUUCUCCUUCCACUGAGUGAAUGGCUGCAGUUCUUUGCCCUCCCUGCUGCUCUCUCCUUUCCCACCACCUAUGAAUAUUUCAUUGCCCCCCUCGUUCCGAACUUCUUUUUACUCUGCACUUUUGCCCCCCACCCUACCUUCUAUGUCUGUCUCUCUUUGUUGUGUUACUUUAAAUCUUACGGAACAGAAGGUUGUAGACAAAAAACCUCCAGCUGUAGGUUGAGCCCUUCGUGUUGCUCUCCCAUUGAUCAAUAACCGCUGUGGUGGAACGACGUGGAGAAGCUCAGUGGCUCUUUGGAUGGAAUCGGUCAGGACGGUCAGUGUGUCCCACAGGAGUCAUAAACUUGUUUUGCAGUAAGUUAUGUGUAGAGAAACACACACCAACUAAUACAUUGUCAAAUCAAGGUCCACUUAUCAUUUUAUUCCACACAUUUCAAAGUGAUGUAAAGUUUACUGGUGCACAUAUAACUUGCUAAGUAAAAGCACUAAAUCAAUAAAGAUUACUUUUGUCAAAA
Scleropages formosus (Asian bonytongue) is the source of this 5907-nucleotide messenger RNA. RefSeq names its product intraflagellar transport 172 (gene ift172). The record is from RefSeq and is a predicted model, not a curated record. Gene Ontology annotation, biological process: intraciliary transport. Gene Ontology annotation, molecular function: protein binding. NCBI's taxonomy places the organism in Eukaryota, Metazoa, Chordata, Actinopteri, Osteoglossiformes, Osteoglossidae. Gene Ontology annotation, cellular component: axoneme; intraciliary transport particle B; ciliary basal body. The transcript is spliced from 48 exons. Bases 159 to 5408 code for a protein of 1749 amino acids.